Messenger RNA from Rubroshorea leprosula, 1310 nucleotides. Lineage: Eukaryota; Viridiplantae; Streptophyta; Magnoliopsida; Malvales; Dipterocarpaceae. The record is from the annotation of a GenBank genome assembly.
AGAGACUUUAGUGGAGGCGCGAUUUAGGGUUUUCGGCUUUGUGCAGAGCUUUAAUACAUACAUCUCUGUAUCCUCAAGAGUGCCUCUGGAGCUCAACCAUGGCAGAACAGACGGAGAAGGCAUUUUUGAAGCAGCCGAAGGUGUUCUUAUGCUCGAAGAAAUCGGGAAAGGGGAAGAGACCAGGAAAGGGUGGGAAUCGCUUCUGGAAAAGCAUUGGGUUGGGGUUUAAGACACCCAGAGAGGCAAUUGAAGGAACUUAUAUUGACAAGAAAUGCCCAUUUACUGGUAAUGUUUCUAUUCGAGGCCGUAUUCUUGCUGGUACUUGCCACAGUGCCAAAAUGAUGAGGACCAUCAUUGUUCGGCGGAACUACCUUCACUUUGUGAAGAAAUACCAAAGAUAUGAGAAGAGGCAUUCGAACAUCCCAGCCCACGUUUCCCCAUGCUUUCGUGUGAAGGAAGGAGAUCAUAUUAUUAUUGGACAGUGCAGGCCACUUUCCAAGACAGUAAGGUUCAAUGUCUUGAAGGUCAUCCCAGCUGGGUCCUCUGGAGGUGGGAAGAAGGCUUUCACAGCUAUGUGAGAUUUUAAAUGUUCAGAUGGGGGGAUGAUACUGUCACCAUUGAGAUUAUUAAUUAAUUCACCGUAUGACUCUUGUUUCAUUCAUAUGAAAGAUUUUGCUUUCGUUCUUGAUUCUGUUGAUGAAAUUAUGAGUUGUUAGUUGGAAGUCUCCAUUAUCACAAUUUUGACGAUUUCUGUCAGUUGCUUUAGUAUCUUGGAUGCUUCUGAUUCAGUUCUUCAUGUUGGAACUUCAACCCUUUUUUAUUAUUUCUCUCACCCCUUAGGUAAAGAAAUGUGAUUUCAUUAAAGGGCUCAACCGUUUACAUUAAAGGUGAAUCUACAAUCCUUCAAAAAGCUAUAGUUGGAUGCCUUUUUUCUUUUUGGGUCUUCUUCCAUUGUUGAAUGCUCCAACUUUAAAAAGAAUGGAAUUCACGGUCAAAAUGAAAUGUUAGUACAAGCAAUCAAAAGGAAAUUUCACACCUGACAAUGCAAGACAUACUAAAGAGUCCUCUCAAAGGUGUCUUAAGGAUUCCGUGAUGCACAUGCUAAGAGUGGCAAGGAAGCAAAGUUGGGUUGAGAGCCCUUUUGAAGUGGUGGGUUCGACUUCUCCCAUCCUAUGAUAACCGAAGUCAAUAAAUCAGAAACGGCAGUUUCUCAAAUCUCUAUGUUAAAUAAGGUUAGGUUGCAGGCUUCAAUUCACAUAUUUAUUGCUCUGCUGCUUUACAGGGUGUUGUCUACCCUGAUAUCAAUUACA